CCCCUCUGGGCCCCGGGCGCGUCUCUACGGGCGGCGUUGCCCGCGGCGCGGCGCGUGCAGCCAGCAAGUGAAGGUAUGUGUGGCGGGCGCGGCUGGAGCUGCUGCCGCCGCGGCGCCAGCAGGUCCUAAUGCCUGUCACUUCCCAGGACGCUGGCAGCAGCAGCCCGGAGCCCCCGAGCCCUCGGCAGGUUUUCCUGUCCUUCCCGGCGAUCUGAUUGGAUAAAGUGGGGGCUCGACGGUGGCCGACGUGGGACAGUGUGGCUGUGGCAGGGGUCUCGGAAACCAUGGGUUAUUGCAAUGGCAGGUGCACGCUUAUCUUUAUCUGUGGCAUGCAACUGGUUUGUGUGCUGGAGAGACAAAUAUUUGACUUCCUUGGAUAUCAGUGGGCACCUAUCCUGGCAAAUUUUGUACAUAUUAUUAUCGUCAUUCUUGGUUUAUUUGGAACUAUUCAAUAUAGACCUCGUUACAUAAAAGGAUAUGCUGUUUGGCUAGUCCUCUGGGUUACCUGGAAUGUGUUUGUUAUCUGCUUCUAUUUGGAGGCUGGGGAUCUCUCAAAGGAGACAGACCUUAUCCUGACUUUUAAUAUUUCAAUGCACCGAUCUUGGUGGAUGGAGAAUGGACCAGGAUGCACGGUGACAUCAGUGACACCUGCCCCAGACUGGGCCCCAGAAGACCAUCGCUACAUCACGGUCUCAGGGUGUCUUCUGGAGUACCAGUACAUAGAAGUGGCGCAUAGUUCCCUCCAGAUUGUCCUCGCACUGGCAGGGUUCAUCUACGCCUGUUAUGUUGUGAAAUGUAUAACUGAAGAAGAGGACAGCUUUGAUUUCAUAGGUGGCUUUGAUUCUUAUGGCUAUCAAGGGCCUCAGAAGACAUCUCAUUUACAACUACAGCCUAUGUACAUGUCGAAAUAAUACAGAUGGCUUCAUAAUGUCAGCUCCUGGACCUUACAAAAAACUUGUUUCGCAGUGGCCUCCUGCAUUUUAUGAAGAGCAAGAAGCAAUGAGUUUAAAUAUAUACACAUAUAAACAGACCAAACACAAAGUCUCACAUCCACUAGGACACAAUGCACAAACACGCACUGAGGCACACACCGAUUCCACCUGGUCUCCUCUUUCUAACCAAAACAGACAAACAUGCAGGACAUGCCCAUCCUGGAUUUCCUGAAAGCAGGCUUCUUUCACCCAGGCCUUUGGAAAGUUCAAAAGGAGACGUGCUGGUGCCAUCUGCUGGCCAUCACUAACUAACUCCUCUGCAACUCAGCCCCUGGGCCUCUGCAAGCUGGGAACUCAUCCAGGGCCCGGUAGCUUCAGAGUCCUGCCUCCUGCACCCCAUACGUCUUGAUAGCGCCACUGCUAUGUAGGCAAUGAAAUUGCAAAAACAAACACACACAACCUGCUGUGAUGACCUUGUAACCCAAGUCUGAAAUGGCAGGUUGUUUGCCCUAAAGGCUGUACCGUAUAUACUUGCCUUAACCCACCUAAGUUGUGCGCCCAAGAAUCUCAGUGCAGACAUCCCCAAGUCACUUCCUUUAGGCUAACACACUGCUGUUAAUUCCGAAUGAGUUCGAGUCUCAUGUGUUUUAUGUCAAGAAACAACACCGAAUAGCCCAGCAACUCCCGUGUGUCUGUGUAUGAAAACUGCCAGCUGUCAGCAAAGUGCUUUACCAUUGAGCCUCCACGGUGGCCAAAAAGAGACAAGUAACAAUAAUAGCAACAACAAUAAUCGUCAUCUUUAUAGUUCUUAAAUAUCGUCUUCGGAUGGGGUUGGGUGGGACAAAGGAAAACUUAACAAUCUACUAAAGUCAAUCUACUGGAAGCAGAAAGCAGAAACGGCAUAACACUGAUUUUAUUUAUCGCACUCUAGGUGCUUUUAUAAGUAACUACAAAUGUCUUUUACUAACACAGAAACAGCUGUGGAUUUCUAUCAACUGAGGCCAACUGAAUAUGUAUUAGCUAUGUUUACUCUUUUAUAUCUAAUUCCAAUGGGAGACCCUAUGUAGGUGACCUUUUUUUCCUAACUUCAGCGUAUGAGAUUAUUUUUGGGGCGGGCGGGGGGACCAAUAGUUACCUUGGUGAAAUCUUUGAGAUCUCUCUGUGAUGGUCGGGGGGUCCGUUGUGUGUUAGAGUGUAUUUUACUCCUCCUGUAUUAUUGUGGCAGAAAAACUGUGCUGUUAACGUAGUUGGCAACAAGAUGCCUUUGAAAACUUAAUAGUAGGUCAAUGUGUUUAUGGAAUAUUCUGAAAUUCUAGGAAAUUUUGUUCUAUAUAUUCAAGCAUUAUUUGGUUUUCAUUAGUGGAAAACAUAAUUAGCUCAGGCUUGUCAGGAACUCAGAUGAGACAUGUUUUUUUCUUGGAGUCACCUGAGACAUUAAAAUCAGUUUUUUAAAUGAAUAUGCCAUCUUUAAAUGCAGUGAAAUUCAGACUUGAAAAGUCAUACAUUGUCAAGGAGCAACUUUUUCUCUUGGUUUCCAUGAAGUUUCAGUUACCGGGUUAACCUACUUUGGUCCUUAUCCCAUCCAGAACUACAUAAACCAGUCCUAUUACUGUGUUGCAUGGAUAUUUAUGAAAUACACACAUAUACAUUUGAAAAUGAUACAGGAACAAAGGUUACUAUUGGAACAUGAGCUACAAAGAAAGAUUCCAACUCUUGUGCUUGAAUUUUCUCAGUGGCUUGUGUAUAUUUGUCCAUACAUACAUAUAUAAAACACACAAUUACAGACAUGUCAGUGAAACCUCAUCUAAUGAUUUUAUAGUGACAUGCAUGUUUAAUAUAUGAGAAAAAUAUUUACCAAUGUAUUGUCCUUUGAUUCGUAAAAUAGAAAUACUAUACAUGGCAGAACUUACUCUAAUGUAAUGUAAAAUACUAUUAAUGUAUUUUAAAAUGAGGUUUCACUGUACGUUCAUACUGUGAUCAGAGCCCACCUUCUAGGACAUGUAAAUGGAUUGGAAUUGAGAUGCACAGAGCAUACGCCCUCAUACUCCAGCUUUAAGUUACAGCCAUUAUACCACCUAAUCACCACUAUCAUCACCACCAAAAUUUUCAAAAACAGUUGUUGACUACUAAGAAGUAAUCAGUGGACAGGUCAUUUUUGGGAGCAGUGAGCACAGUAGUGUGAUUCUAUCUGGAAAAACAUCUCAGUUGUACAGCUGUAUCGUCCUCAAAAUCUGGUGAAGAAUGCUAUUUUUCUAGGCUGAGCUUUUGUUACAAACCUAAUAUUCAGAAGGCAAGAGUUACAAUCCUGAUGUGUCUUUUUCCUUUCUUUUUUUGCGUUUGUUAAUUCUGAAUGUAUUUUUAACAGAGUGAUUUUUUUGACUU
Messenger RNA from Phyllostomus hastatus (greater spear-nosed bat), 3314 nucleotides. It is a transcript of the gene NKAIN2, whose product is annotated as sodium/potassium transporting ATPase interacting 2. The record is from RefSeq and is a predicted model, not a curated record. The coding region runs from base 285 to 911 and encodes 208 amino acids. NCBI's taxonomy places the organism in Eukaryota, Metazoa, Chordata, Mammalia, Chiroptera, Phyllostomidae. Gene Ontology annotation, biological process: regulation of sodium ion transport. The transcript has 7 exons.